Adineta steineri is the source of this 555-nucleotide messenger RNA. The record is from the annotation of a GenBank genome assembly. Lineage: Eukaryota; Metazoa; Rotifera; Eurotatoria; Adinetida; Adinetidae.
AUGUAUCCAAAUCGAUUAAAACCACUACCUAUAUUGGAUCAAACAUUUUAUGAAGCUCAAUUACAAAUUCAUCAAAUGCCAAUAAAUGUUCUUGCAAAAUUAAAUAAUAAUCCAACUGAAUUAUUACAUUUCAUUCAAACAUUACCAACAAUUCAAGCAAUGGAACAUAAACGUCGACAACUUAUUGAACAUAAUCGAUAUUUAGCUAAGAAUAAUCUUAAACGAGAACCAGAAUUAAUUCAUAUACGUCAGCAAUUAUCUCAUUCUUUUGCUGAAUUAAAACCAUUACGUGAUCAAUAUUUAAAAUUAAAAAUAAAUCAACAAAAUAAUAUUUCUUCACCGGAUAUAAUUUUAGCAAAACUUCAAUCAGAUGUUCAAACAAAUGAACAAGCUAAUGAUGAAAUGAUUGAAACAUUCUUAAAUACAAAUCAUAAUGAUCAUGAUAUUGAAAUAUUUAUAAAAAAGUUUCUUCAUGAUCGACAAGAAACAAUUAAACUUCGUUGUAUUACAGAAAAAUUCUAUCAUUUAUAUCAAAUUGAAAAACGAAAACAAUAA